Molecule: messenger RNA, 2801 nt
Organism: Prorocentrum cordatum
Lineage: Eukaryota; Dinophyceae; Prorocentrales; Prorocentraceae
Source: the annotation of a GenBank genome assembly
GGCCGCCGCGGCGGGCGCGGGCGGCCUGGCGCACCUCGGCAGUCUCUGGCACGCACAGAGUAGGUGCACGCGCCAGGUGGACUUCGGUGAGGGCUUCUCGGCGGACCGCGAGCUGCUGCGCCUGCUGGAAGGGCAGCUGCAGCGCUGCGUGCCCGCCAACCUCACGGUCCUAGCGCCUUGUGCGCCGCCUGAGUGCUCGGGCUACCAGGGCUUAGUCGUGCUGCUGGUCGCUGUGCUGGCGUUCCUCGCGGGGGCGCCCUGGACAGCCUCUGCCUGUCUGAUGGCCAAGAUGGCCGCGCACUUUCACCAGGGCCAGCGGGUACUCGUCUCCUACGACGUGGGCCCUCGCGAGCUGCUCUGGCAUGAGCGGUUCCUGUGCGCUCGCGUGCAUGAGGGCUCGUGGGUAGUGGCCGCCCCAGAGCGUGACAUCUACUUGGGGGAUCUCGAGGAUGGGAUCGAGAGUCUGGCGCCGCUCGGUCCGAUGGGCGGUCUGCCGCUGGGCUGGAGCCGCGGGCCGACGCACAUGUUCCGUGGCUCCUCUCAGGGACCGCUGCGUCGUGCUGAGAGCUUGCGCCUGCAGGCCGAGGGGGCGGGGCUGGCCGAAAAGGAGAAGCUGGACCUGGGCUUGGGCGCCGCCCGGGAGCUGAGGGCGCUGCCUGUGAAGCACGAGAAGUCGAGCCAGCGGCGCCGCUCGUGCAAGGAGGCCGCGUCGCUGACCACCGCCGCGGCUUUCGACGACUGGCCCAUCAGCGGACCUCGGACGGCAGAGUGGCUCGCUCGCGAGAUCGCCCGCCAGGAGCUGACGCCAGUGCGCGACUGGGGUGUGGGUGAGCACGAGUCCCUCAGUCGGCUCUUCGAGUACGCCCUGACGUACGACCAGCUCAACUUCGGCGAACUGGCCUCGCUGGAGCUCGCAGGGCGACGCUACCAGCUGCUGGAGGAGAGGCGCGCCAGGAUGCUGGUCUCGGCGACGGCAAGCGGGGGCAGCGGCCACCUCGACAACGACAGGCUCUUCAUGGGCGAGGAGGGCCGACACGGGCGCGCCUUGGUGGCGCCUGCGCCGGAGACCUGGAUCUCGCAGAAGCUGUCAGAGGAGAGCGCCGUGCUCAAGGAGCAGCGCAAGGCGAUGGAGGAGCGGCAGCUGGCUCGCUCGACGGCGCGGCUGCAGGACGACGUCGCGACGCUCAACGCUCUGGGCGGGCGCGGUGAGGUGCGGGGCCCCAUAGUGCUGCCAGGUGCCAUCCAGCGCCAGGCGGUGGCCAGCUUGGCCAGGGCCUACUACUCCGUGCCGCCUCCGCCCGACGACCUCACCACCUCGGGAGCGUGGUCUGCGCUUCGGGGCUGCGGGUCCAGCUGCGCCUGUGGAGGCGUCGUCGCCGGAGAGUUCGCCACCUACCAGCGUGUCAGGCUGGCCCUGCCGGCGGUCGGCAACCAGGCGAUCGACCUCGUCGGCUGCCUGCCCGACCACUACCAGAAGCUUCUGGAGGAUAGUGGCCGCGCUAUUCGGCUACCAGCGGCGCGUGCACAGGACGGCGCGGCGAUGGCGGACGAGCUGGGCAAUGCGAUGGAUCCCGUCCUGUCGAGGUCCCCGAGCAAGUUCGCCGAGUUUUUGAACAGUGCUUAUGACUCUGGGGUCGUCGAGCCGGCGACCGGGGCUUGCAAUUUUGUGGGGGUUUUCUUUGUUCGUAAGAAGGACGGUUCGCUGCGGAUCAUUUUCGAUCCUCGGAAGACCAACGCGCAGUUCGUGCCGCCCGACAGUGUCGCCCUGGCCUCGCCCGAGAACUGCUACUACCAGUUCCUCCUGCCCGUCGACCUGCGCACCGACUUCGCGCCGCUGGCGGCGCCGCGGCAGGCGCUGCCGCGCCGCCUGCUCGACCUGUUUCCUGGAAGCGCCGAGCUGGUGCACUUCCAGGUUCGCGUGGUGCCGAUGGGCUGGGGCUGGGCCGUGGCGCUCGUGCAGGCGGCGAACGCGGAGCUGCUGCCGUCGGGGCCGAUGGGCGCUCGGCGCUGGAUCUGCAAUCGCCGCUGCGCGCCCGCCGUCGCUGGGCGUGAGCCCGCUGCUCUCCUGCACAUCGACAACUUCGCCUCGUUGUGGGCCGAGAAGGAGGCAGUCCAGGUGGAUGGCGACUCGAUGGAGAGGCAGCUGAGGGGUCGUGGUCUGGCUACUCAUGACGUCUCCGGGCCGCAGGUCGACGUGGACCUCUUGGGCUUCCACGUCGACGGUGUGAAGGGCGCGAUCCACAUCGCGCCCAAGCGGUUCUGGCGGCUGGUCCUUAGUCUGGACCGCAUCUUGACGCGCCCACUCCUGGCGGGAGCCGAGCUGGAGAGGCUGAUCGGACACCUGGCGUGCGUCCUCUUGCUGCGGCGCGAGAUGCUCAGAUUACUCAGCGCCUCUUACGUUUUCAUCAGCAAGUGCUGCGCCCGCCGUGCGCGGCCCUGGCCUUCGGUGCGUCGGGAGCUGUCCUGGGCGCGGGCGCUGCUGCCGCUGGUGCGGGCCGACCUGCGCGGCACCUGGGCGCCUAGCGUCAUGGCCGUGGACGCGUCCCUGACGGGCCUGGGCGCCGUGGAGUGCGCAGCCGCCCCGGCCGAGGUGGACCGCGCCGGGCGCGCGAGAGAGAGCUGGCGGUUCAAGGAGAGCGAGCUGGUGGCCGAGGGCUCGAGGGCGCGCGCCCUGCGAGAGGGCGCCGUGAGCGACUCUGCCAGAGGGCGCCGUGAGCGACUCUGCCUUUCCCGACGUGCCCGCCGAGUUCUGCAAGUCACCUCGGUGGAAGACCGCGGCUUCGAGACGUUGGCGGCGCAAG